Messenger RNA from Anopheles merus, 921 nucleotides. RefSeq names its product H/ACA ribonucleoprotein complex subunit 2-like protein (gene NHP2). Gene Ontology annotation, molecular function: box H/ACA snoRNA binding. Bases 123 to 596 code for a protein of 157 amino acids. Gene Ontology annotation, biological process: ribosome biogenesis; snRNA pseudouridine synthesis; rRNA pseudouridine synthesis. Gene Ontology annotation, cellular component: box H/ACA snoRNP complex; nucleolus. The record is from RefSeq and is a predicted model, not a curated record. The transcript is spliced from 3 exons. NCBI's taxonomy places the organism in Eukaryota, Metazoa, Arthropoda, Insecta, Diptera, Culicidae.
UGUUUUCCUGUCAAAAAUCACACACUGCAUCGCGAGCCGAAACACGUGCGGGAAGAACAUACGCCGGGUCGUGUAUAAUUUAACACAUUUUUAACUUCACACAAAACGCUUCACAUCGUAAAAUGGGUAAAAUAAAGACGGAAAAGGUAGAUGCGAGCGAGGAGGUCGACACUUCGGUGGUGGUGAAGGAGGAAGACUCGUACGAGGACAAGGUCCGCAAUGCCAGCGCAAUCGCACAGCCAAUGGCGUCCAAGAAGCUCACCAAAAAAGUUCACAAGCUUAUCGAAAAAGCAUCGAAACAGAAAAACUUCCUGCGUAACGGACUGAAGGACGUUCAGAUCCGCCUGCGCAAGGGAGAGACUGGAUUGGUUGUGUUUGCCGGCGAUGUGACACCGAUCGAAAUCAUGUGCCACCUGCCGGCCGUGUGCGAGGAGAAGAAUAUUCCCUACUGCUACAUGCCGAGCCGGAAGGAUCUCGGUGCAGCGAUGGGGGUGAAGCGCGGCACGGUCGCGAUGCUGAUCCGGGAGCAUCCCGACUAUCAGGAUAUGUACGAUAAGCUAAAGGUAGAACUCUCAACCCUUCCCGUACCUUCAUAAAGGGGGUUCGAUUCUGCGUCGACCUGCUAAAUUGUACUAUUUUAGUGUAAACAACCGUGCCCGAGGAGAAGGAGGAGGAUGAUUUUCUUUUACAAUUUUUCUUUUUAUUUUUUCUCAACACUUGAAUUCAACAUUUAAUGCAUUUUUAUUACAUCGUCAAACGUGCUUUCGGUUAAGAAGCAAAUCGAAAGUGGAAUAGAUUUGCUAAUAGACAGACAGCCAGAUUUAUUAAAUUGUGUUACUACCCCGAAUAUUAGUACACAUAAACACGCUUGUCCAUUGAAGUAUAGAAAAACCCAAUAAACCUUCCAAUGUAAUACUACUA